Molecule: messenger RNA, 1206 nt
Organism: Lasiodiplodia theobromae
Lineage: Eukaryota; Fungi; Ascomycota; Dothideomycetes; Botryosphaeriales; Botryosphaeriaceae
Product: Integral membrane protein
Exons: 6
Coding region: 1-1206 (401 amino acids)
Source: RefSeq, a predicted model, not a curated record
AUGGUUGCCAUUCCCGAGCAGCGCACCAGCUCGCUGCUGACCAAUUCCACCAGCUAUGAAUCCACCACCACCGAAACUGUUCCUAUUGUCAACCGGAAGGAAACCGUCCUGGCCGUGAGCAUUGUCUUUCAAAUAGUCGCCUGGGUUGCUGUGCUUUUCAGACUCUAUGCCCGAGUCAAGAUCACCCGUGCUGCUGGCUGGGACGACUUGAUGGUCGUGCUCGCUGCCAUUUCCGUGACUAUUGGCACCGCUUUUGUCAUAAUGUUGCCCGACUAUGGCCUUGGCAAGCACGUUCUGUCCCUGACCGCUGGCACUUACUCGGAAUACCUACACUGGUUUUGGGCUGGCACCAUUUCCUACUUCUGGUCGACUAGCAUCAUCAAGGUCUCGCUGCUUCUACAGUACCUUCGCUUGUUCGAGAAGCGUUCGAAAAUCUACUACCUCAUUAUCGGCUUGAUCGUUGUCGUCUCCAUCUGGGGUCUCACAUACACCGCCUUGCUCGCCUUCGCCUGCUCGCCUGUUCAAAAGUUUUGGGAAUGGAACCGGCCGGGCACCUGCUUUGGAUUUGGAGCUGGGUCCGCCGACCCUGAGACCUUUUUCGCAACCUUCGCAACCCACUCUGCUCUCAACAUGGCCUUCGACAUCAUUGUCCUCGCCUUUCCCAUCUUCUCCUUAUCCUCUAUCGACCUGGAGGGCAAGCGAAAAUAUGCGAUUGCUGGACUGGCCGUGCUGGGCUCUGUGGUCGUGGCUAUUAGUAUCGCACGCUUAGCGAGCAUUGCCGAGACUCGCGCCGGAACAUAUCCUGUUGCUGAUCCAACUUGGCUGGCGCCGACGUCAAUCAUCCUGUCCUGUCUCGAGGUCGAUAUUGCUAUUCUCUGCGCAAGCAUUCCCAUUUUCUGGCCUCUCAUCUCCGCCUUGACCUUUGGCAAGAUUUUCGUCGUCGACGAAGUCAUCGUACGAACUGAGGAGCGAGUGGAGCAGCCGCGCCCCGAUACCCCUGGAUCUGAGACGGAGCUUCGGACAUAUCUGAGCAGGGCAGAAACGCCAGACCCCUCCAAACACUACAAGGAUCCCUUCGUCGUCGACCAUGUACGACCACUCGCUUCAGAAGCCAAUGCUUUUGAUGGGGUCGGAGCCAACACACAUUCAGCAAAUGUUGAACACACGACAGUCCCACUUGGCCAGAUCGAGAGGUUGAUGAAAUGA